Pygocentrus nattereri (red-bellied piranha) is the source of this 968-nucleotide messenger RNA. RefSeq lists its product as uncharacterized. The record is from RefSeq and is a predicted model, not a curated record. NCBI's taxonomy places the organism in Eukaryota, Metazoa, Chordata, Actinopteri, Characiformes, Serrasalmidae. The transcript is spliced from 9 exons. Bases 59 to 856 code for a protein of 265 amino acids.
UACACAUUAUGUGACUGAUUUCGUGUAAUUCAUAGAAUAAAAAAACAAGUUUGCGACAAUGGUGGAUCCAACGAUUGACCAAAUGACUCGACUGAAGCUAAAGCUGCUGGAAAAGAGACUGGAGAAUGAGAGAGAUGAAAGAGGAGCUUCUGCACUUUCCAUGAGAAGUUAUGACGGACAGACAGACGCAUUACACAGCGCUCUGAGACGUAAGAGAGACCUGCUGCGAAGACUGAGGGAGCAGCAUGUGUUAGAGGAGCUUGGAAGGCCGCAUACGUGGGCUGGACCCCGCAGACACCAGCAUUACGACUCUUUACCUGCUCCUCCUGUUCAUAUCUAUCAGUCACCUUCUCCUGCUGCUCCUCCCGCUGCUCCUCUUCCACCUCCACCACCUCCAAGAAUCAUCCAGCACACUAUUCCCCAGCAGCCCGCCACCAUUAUCCAGCAGCUGCCUCAGCAGCAGCCCCUAAUAGCGCAGAUUCCACCCCCCCAGCCUGUCCCACAUAGAUCAGGAAGCAUUAAAGAAGACAUGGUGGAGUUGAUGUUAAUGCAGAAUGCUCAGAUGCACCAGAUCAUUAUGCAUAACAUGAUGCUAAAGGCACUUCCUCCAAUGGCCUUCGCUCAGAGUGGUCCAGGGAGUCCGUACACAGGCCAGGAGAGCUUUAUAAAGCCCAGGGGAGGGGCCAUUCAUCAUCAUCAUCACUACAGCCCUCCACCGCUCCCUCCCAUCCCUCCCAGUAGUUACUCAGCUUGGCCGGCAGGACGGGGCGGAGCCUAUCAGCCAUCCAUUCAUCAUGUAACUGGCCCUGUGACUCUUCCUGCCCUAAACCCAAUGACCAUUGCUGGACUGAAGUGAGCCUCCUGUGCUUCUCUCAACUUCAAUGAAGAACAGAACUUACAGGACAAACACACACUGCAGGCUGAAAAAUGUUCUUGUGACUGAAUUAUACCAUAGAAUAAAGCUGUGU